This is a messenger RNA of Phalaenopsis equestris, 1148 nucleotides long. Its product is annotated as heat stress transcription factor C-2a-like. Gene Ontology annotation, molecular function: RNA polymerase II cis-regulatory region sequence-specific DNA binding; DNA-binding transcription factor activity. NCBI's taxonomy places the organism in Eukaryota, Viridiplantae, Streptophyta, Magnoliopsida, Asparagales, Orchidaceae. The record is from RefSeq and is a predicted model, not a curated record. The coding region runs from base 85 to 807 and encodes 240 amino acids. Gene Ontology annotation, cellular component: nucleus. The transcript has 2 exons. Gene Ontology annotation, biological process: regulation of transcription by RNA polymerase II.
CAAUCAUUCCAUCCAAUCUGUCUCCCCCACCCUGUAUUUAUCUCUUUACUGAUCACACCCACAGACACACUUCCUAAAUCAGCAAUGGACAUCGCCGGCGACUGCUGCGGCGGAGAGUUCGCCGCGCCACCUUUCGUUGCGAAAAUUUAUCAGAUGGUAUCCGAUCCGGCGAAUGAUUCAAUCAUCUCAUGGGGACGAAACAGCAACAGCUUCGUGGUGCUCGAUCCCUUCGGCUUCUGUCAAAACCUCCUUCCCCUCCAUUUCAAACACAGCAAUUUCUCCAGCUUCGUCCGCCAGCUCAACACUUAUGGAUUCAGGAAGGUGAAUCCGGAUCAUUGGGAGUUUGCGCACCCAUCGUUUCUUCGCGGGCAGUCGCAGCUAUUGAGCCGCAUCGCGAGGAAGAGGAAGGAAAGGGAUGUGGAGAUUGACGAAGAUGAUAGGGCGUUGGUGAUGGAGUUGAGGAGGUUGAAGGAGGAGCAGAGGGCGAUUGAGGAUAAACUGGAGAGGUUAUCGAGGCGGGUUAUGGAGACGGAGAGGCGGCCGCGCAAGAUGCUUCAAUUUUUGGUUAGGGUUUUUGAGGACCCGCAGAUGUUGGGGAGAUUGAAGGGGAGGGCGGGGAUUGGAGAGGGAGAGGGAUUCGGCUGGGAGAAGAAGGAGAGGCUUCGGAUUGAUGGAGAGCCGCCACCCCCGCAGCCGUGGGAAAGAUGGUUUAGGGUCGGAUUUGGGGGUCGGUGGGGGAGGUUUUGGCUGGGAUCCGUUUCAUAUGGAUUUUCUUUAAUUUUUGUGUUUUUUUUUUUUUCUUUUUGAUGCGGCUUAAGCAUGUAAAUAUUUUGAUGAUGAGUGUUUGCAAGGAGAAAAUGUUUCAUGUGAAGAGUGUUUGUGGGCGGUCACGUCGUUAUACACAUCAGCUGCGGGCCAUGUGACCUACUAUAAUUGAUCGUCUGAACGUACGACCACCUUGAGGGAAUAUUUUUUCAUGUGGAGGAGCUAUUACAUGCAACAAGUACAUACAAAUAUUUUCAUGUAAUGCCCAUAUAUUUGGGUGGAUCAAUGUAAAAAUAGGCCUCUCUUAUUUUAGCUCAUAUGCUUUUAUAUAAAAAAAUUUUCUCAUAAAAUAUAAAUGGGUAACGGGUAAAGAUUACGUUUUG